Neltuma alba is the source of this 993-nucleotide messenger RNA. RefSeq names its product protein phosphatase inhibitor 2. The coding region runs from base 166 to 708 and encodes 180 amino acids. The transcript is spliced from 5 exons. Gene Ontology annotation, biological process: regulation of signal transduction. Gene Ontology annotation, molecular function: protein phosphatase inhibitor activity. Lineage: Eukaryota; Viridiplantae; Streptophyta; Magnoliopsida; Fabales; Fabaceae. The record is from RefSeq and is a predicted model, not a curated record.
AAAAGAAGUCUAAGAAGAGGGGAGGAAUUUGAAGAACCUGGAAAGUACGGUGCGCUUGGCGAGGCCAUCGAUUUUCGGCUUAGCGCGGCAUUCCUUAGUUGAUCAAGCUACAAUAGAACUGCUUUGCAUGCUUUUGGUGUUGGAAGAGGCCAUCUAUAUAGCAAAAUGAAGCAGAGGGGACGUGUAAGAUGGGACGAGGAUAAUAUUGGAGAAAUUGAGGCAAACAAACCUGUGAGACAGAAAAUCACUGAACCUAAGACUCCAUAUCACCCAAUGAUUGAUGAUGAUAGUUCUCUGUCCCCUGUACGAGGAAGUUUUGAUAAAUGCAGUGAUAGCCAAAGACAACCAGUUGAUGCGGAAGCAAUACGCACUGCUUUGAAUGAUGUAGCCUCUUCGAGCAGCAAGAGCGCCAAACGAUCUGGUGGCUGGGCAUCGUCUGAGGAUGAGGCAGAUGAAAUGAUGGUGGAUGAAGAUUCUGGAACAGAUAGAAGCAAGAGUUUUAAAGAGCACAGACGAGCCCACUAUGAUGAAUUUCUGAAACUGAGAGAUCUGCGACGGAAGGGUUCUUUUCUGGAUGAAGGCGAUGAAGACGAUGCUGAUGUUGAGGGUGAUAAGUCAGGGAAAUGCGACUCAUCCUCCUUAAGUGCCAGUGUGAAGGAAAUAGACAUUAAGGACGUAAAUUCUCCGAUGGCCUCGAGUAAAGAGUAACUCUUAGCAGCCUGCAGAUAAACCCCCCAUGUCAUGUUGUUAGUGUUUCUAAUUUUGUCGAUAGGCGAUAACUGAGAGUCAUAUCCCUUGUAUCAGUUGUGUAAAUACUCCUGAUUAGCUUUUCAUUAUUUCUUGCAGUAUUAUAGUGUGAACUUGGAUGAUACAUGUACACUUUUGCCCUCUUGAUCUGCUGAUGCGGCGGCGGGAUUUUGUGGGUUAAAAAAAAAAAAAAAAGCCAUUGUGGGUGUUGCUCGGAAGGAUAAUAGUGAACGAUGAUUUAGCCUU